Cercospora beticola is the source of this 3299-nucleotide messenger RNA. RefSeq lists its product as uncharacterized. Lineage: Eukaryota; Fungi; Ascomycota; Dothideomycetes; Mycosphaerellales; Mycosphaerellaceae. The record is from RefSeq and is a predicted model, not a curated record.
AUGUUCGCGCUACCGCAGGCGACAACGAGCGCUGUUGCAGCUGUGAAAGACGGCGAGAAGAACACACCAACAAAGAACGACGAAAAGCGGCGCAGCCUUUUUGGCGGCGACAGCAAACGCUGUCCGACGACGCCGACCAACAUGCCUCCCAAGACGCCUCUGGCAACGCCGCAAGAUGAGGCUGCUUUGAGCUCGACAGUCGCCGCCGCCUCAGGUAACGAUGAGAGCGCCAGAACCUGGCGGGACAUCCACAACUCAGGGGGCAGUUAUCAGGUCAGUGUCAGUGCGACUUCUUCGUCUUCUUCAUCAGCGCAGCGGCAGGCAGGCGGCGAGGGUGAGGUCAGGGGUAUUAGAAAGAAGAAGAGCUUCAUGCAGACAUUGGGUCUUAGAUCAAGGAAGUCGAGCUCGGCAUUGGGGCGCUCUACGAGCGCGGAGACAUGGGAGACGGAGGGUUCUUCUGGGACUACUAACGAUGCGCCACCACUUCCAUCUUCAAGCACUGCGGCAAGACUCCUUACUCGGAAGCGCGGGAAGAGCUCUCCUAAGACGCCGCAAGAGCACAUCAUCCAAGGACAGGACAGCAUGGCAAGUUUGAUGUCGACAGACUCGGUCAGUAGUGUUGCUACCGUUUCACCCUUCGGUCGCUCGCCACAUUUGCCUACACCCCUGCGUGUCUCAAGCACUCCAGAUGCCUCCACCAACCAACCACCUGCCGAGUCCUUCCCAGGUGCUGUGGCUGGUGAUCCUGCUGAGCUCCCAGUGCGACUCGCGCCAGACAAAGGCAAGAGCAGAGAUGUCAGCAAUUUCAGCUCUCUCAGUCCCGCGUAUUACGGGGAACGUAGUGGGCGCUGGCUUGCUAAUAGGCAUCCUGUUGAUGACAACGGACAAGAGAUCGAAUCUCCUAUUGCUCCGCCAGUCCCGGAGAAGCGCAGAAUGCCCGAUGAACAAGAAAUGAGGGAGGCAGAAAGCCAGGCGCGUGAGUGGUCCAAAUAUGUCGAGGAUUUAAGGCAAGAAGUGCAGAGACAGGCCGCGCGCGAAGCCCAAGAUCCUGCUCCGCACGGCGGCACUUCACAAGAGAUGGAUGAUUUUGCAGCGCGCCAGCAGGAACGCACCGAGGACAAGGUGAAGAUUGCCAAGCAAUUUGUCGACCGUACCAGCACCUAUGGCUUGAUGCUGAAGGACGGAUGGCAGUCCACCGAUCCACAAGGCGUCUCAGUGUACGAGAAACUUGCGGAGUGGGAGAAGCACGAUUCGAAGCACGACCCACAGAUGAAGGAGACUGUGAUCAAGCGCUUGUUCAACAGGGUGAAGCAACAGUUCUCUCCUCCUCCUCCUCCUCCGCCGACGAAGCCGCCACUGUGGACAGAUCCGAGCACUCCCAUCAUUACUGAACGCGACAUCAAGAAAGACGAAGAGGAGGUAGAGAAGGAAGAACCGCGUGAUGAUUUGUCUGAUCGACCCUUGGCAUCUACUCCUGACGAAGAGCACUAUCAAGUCAAAGGUCUGGGCAUCACUUCGCCCUCGACCAGCAGCUUUGAUUACAUUCCGCCAAAGCAUCCCGCGCGCAUUGCAGCCAUUGAAGCCAAUCUUGCGAAAGAGGCUGAAGAUACCGCACGCACAGGAUCGUCGCCGCUUCUCAAGGCUCCGCUUCCUUCGCAAAGCACCACCCCAACGGGCUCAUCAUCGAUGCGAACCAUUGUGCCUAAAGGCAGGUCCUCCAAGCACUCCACACCCAGUCGCCAGCCCACCCCAGGUCACAAGAGCAACUAUAUCAUGUCGCCUCUCUUACCCAGCGUGCCAGCACCCAUACCAGCACCCAGCCAAGAUCAAUCUGACUGGGAGUCCGUUUAUGAUGAUGAAGUUGACCUCGACGACGAUCUCAUUGCACUCGCAAAGACCGGUGGUACCACUCCAGAUCUGCGACAAAAGUUCCGAGACGCAGAAGAUCAAGAAGAGCGAGAGUUCCAAGCCAUAUUGAACCAAGUACCUGCAGCACCUCAACUCUCUCCAGAAAUGCACGCAAAGUUUGAGAAAGCCGGAACGCUCCCAUCGCAUCUAGUGGCACGCAAGAACAGUACGCUCGUUGUGAAACGCAAUCCGACCAGCUCAGCAUUUUCGCCACAGCUCGACACUCAGGAACAGCAAGCGGAGUUCAAUCAAAGCAUCCAAGCAGCAGCCCUUCGCCGCACUCAGAAGCUAUCUCAAGUGCCAGUAUCUACCAACCAUCCUGCUCUGCGCCUGGAAAUUGGCGAUGACUUCGGCCCACGCUCAUCCUCGCUACCAUUGCACAUCGGAAAGACUCGUCCUUCCAACAUACCAACACCUACCAAGGCCAAGCCGCCCAAGCCGGUAAAGCCGUCGAGUCUAGCAGCACACAGUACGCUUAGCAGAGUGAUAGAGGAAGAUUCGCCAACAGAUGUCACUCCUCAUAUGCCUCGACCUCCAAAGUACGGCCAGCAUAUCAGCCCAGGCAAAGGCCUCGAGUCUCCAGAAGCUAGUGCCGCUCAAAACCCCAAGUCUCCCGUCGAAGCACAAAUGGAAGAUGUUGCUGCCGCAUGGCAUGGUCCACGCACACCCAGUCUGGCCAACAAACCAAACUUCGACGAGACUCCAUCAAUGCAAGAGGCUCAGGAGAUGCGGCGCCGCUUCGGCUUGCCCCUGCUCGAGUUCAAGCGUGAGGGCGAACCGCCCCAUCCCAACCACCGCUACACCUGGGACACGCAGAAUCUCAUGUGCCAGGGCAUCCACCGCGGCGCCUACGAGCCCCUCGACGCCUCUCCCUCCUUCUCCGAUGCAACGGAAGCAUCACCACUCCGCCGAUUCGGCACUUCCGCAACCCUCCCGCCCGUCGCCAGCCACGACACCUUCUCCUCCAUCGACAUCAACUUCGAGGGGAAGUCCUGUCACCACUGCCGCCGGACGUGCUGCUUCUACACCGAGCAGCUCAGCAUCAUGGCCAUGGGCCAAGCUCGCGAUGCGGCCGUCCGGAUGGCAGUGGAAAAGGCCCACAGCACGGAGCAUCAGCUCCGAAAGGCCUUUCCGGCGGGUGUGGAGCGCUUCGACGCGCACAUGAAGUGCUCGGAGUGCGGAGUGGUGUGCUGCCACCAGCACGGAGUCGUCUGCUCGACUCUGUCGUGCCGUGCCGCGCUCUGCGAGCGGUGCGCGCGUUGGCUGGGCGGAGCGUGCAGAAAGCAUGGGGAGAAGGGGGGCAAAUAAAUAAAAAAUCACAAAAAAAAGCAUUCGGGGAGGAGAAGUGAGGAUAGAAACGCUCGUUUAUAGGAAAUUUUACUUGGUGGUUG